Messenger RNA from Cyprinodon variegatus (sheepshead minnow), 902 nucleotides. RefSeq names its product proteasome subunit beta 8 (gene psmb8a). NCBI's taxonomy places the organism in Eukaryota, Metazoa, Chordata, Actinopteri, Cyprinodontiformes, Cyprinodontidae. Gene Ontology annotation, cellular component: proteasome core complex. The record is from RefSeq and is a predicted model, not a curated record. The transcript has 6 exons. Gene Ontology annotation, molecular function: threonine-type endopeptidase activity. Bases 1 to 828 code for a protein of 275 amino acids.
AUGGCUCUUUUCGAGGUGAGCGGGUUUAAACCUGAUUCUGAAGUCCGUGCGCAGAUUCUCCGUUUCGGUAACAAUAGUGUUGUGGACCGGCCAAACCAUUACACCUUUAAUACAAAAACUCAGGAGUUUGCUGUCCCUCUGGGAGUGGAUCCCUCUGGGUUUCUGAAGUCCUGCAACCAUGACGGUGGAGUGAAUAUUGACCUGAACCAUGGCACCACCACCCUGGCCUUCAAGUUCAGGCAUGGAGUCAUCGUGGCUGUGGACUCCAGGGCUUCAGCUGGAAACUACUUGGCGUCAAAGGAUGCUAACAAGGUGAUUGAGAUCAACUCAUAUCUACUGGGGACCAUGUCAGGUAGUGCUGCCGAUUGCCAGCACUGGGAACGGCUGCUAGCCAAAGAAUGCAGGCUUUACAGGCUGAGAAAUGGUCACAGGAUCUCUGUGGCUGCUGCAUCUAAGCUGCUGUCGAAUAUGAUGUUGGGCUACAGAGGCAUGGGUCUUUCCAUGGGAAGCAUGAUUUGUGGAUGGGACAAACAGGGUCCUGGUCUAUACUAUGUAGAUGACAAUGGAACGCGCUUCUCUGGCCAGAUGUUCUCUACUGGAUGUGGGAACAGCUACGCCUAUGGAGUGGUGGACAGCGGUUACAGGGAAGACAUGACAGUAGAGGAGGCGUAUGAACUCGGCCGCAGAGGCAUUGCUCAUGCUACUCACAGAGACGCUUACUCUGGAGGGGUGGUCAACAUGUACCACAUGCGAGAAGACGGCUGGAUAAAGAUCUGCAAGGAUGACGUCUCUGAGUUGAUUCAUCGCUACAGAGAAGGGAUGUUCUAAGUUCUAAACUUGAACAUUGGAUAUGGGGUGUUCUGGAUAAAUUGCUCUGGGACUCAUUUCAAUCCAUUUAAUAA